Sphaeramia orbicularis (orbiculate cardinalfish) is the source of this 567-nucleotide messenger RNA. RefSeq names its product apolipoprotein D-like. The record is from RefSeq and is a predicted model, not a curated record. Gene Ontology annotation, cellular component: cytoplasm. Gene Ontology annotation, biological process: lipid metabolic process; tissue regeneration; lipid transport. The transcript has 5 exons. NCBI's taxonomy places the organism in Eukaryota, Metazoa, Chordata, Actinopteri, Kurtiformes, Apogonidae. The coding region runs from base 1 to 567 and encodes 188 amino acids. Gene Ontology annotation, molecular function: lipid binding.
AUGACUGCAUUAAAGGUUGUGUUUGUCCUUCUCCUGGCUGCAAAAACAGCUGAAGGCCAGUCUUUUCACCUCGGCACGUGCCCCAAACCAUCUGUCCAAGAAGAUUUCAAUGUUACAAAGUAUAUGGGCACUUGGUAUGAAAUAGAGAAGCUUCCAGCUGCAUUUGAAAGAGGAGAAUGUGUCCAGGCUACGUACAGUCGACUUCCAGAUGGGAUGGUCAAAGUUUACAAUGAAGAGCUCCUGCCUGAUGGAAAAAUAAAUUCAAUCGAGGGUGUGGCUGAAGUCAAAGACCCAUCUCAACCUGCUAUUUUGUCUGUCAGCUUCUUUAAAGGUCUUCCAGGUUCCCCAUACUGGGUCCUCUCUACAGACUAUAAGUCAUACUCUCUGGUGUACUCUUGCUCUGAUUAUCUGAGCCUUUUCCACAUCGACUUUGCCUGGAUCCUGGCCCGUACUCGUGUGCUGAGUGAAGACUUUGUGAAUCAGCUCCGUGGGAAGUUGGAGGCUGCCGGUGUAAAUAUAAAGCAGCUAACAGUCACCAACCAGACUGACUGUGGUGUCAUGAACUGA